AUGGAGAAAUUGAUAAGAAGGUUAUCGAGAGUGGCGGAUUCUUCGCAGUACCGUAUGCUGCGGUCGGAGUCAAAAACGGCGCGGCCUCGUCGGUCGGAGUCUUUCCGAAAAGGUUCCGGCGGCGUACCGAAGGGGCACUUUCCGGUGUACGUUGGGGAGGAGAUGGAGCGAUUCGUAGUGAGUGCCGAGUUUUUGAAUCAUCCGAUUUUUGUAAAAUUGCUCAAUAGAUCGGCGCAGGAAUACGGAUACGAGCAGGAAGGCGUGCUGCGGAUCCCCUGUCACGUGUUCCUGUUUGAGCAGGUGCUCGAGGCUUUGCAAGUCGGCGGCCAGUCACGUGAUCUCCAGGAUCUCCUCGGCUCACUUUCUGAUGACAUGUACCAGUAA
Messenger RNA from Fraxinus pennsylvanica, 384 nucleotides. The record is from the annotation of a GenBank genome assembly. NCBI's taxonomy places the organism in Eukaryota, Viridiplantae, Streptophyta, Magnoliopsida, Lamiales, Oleaceae.